AUGCAUACGACUGCCGAGUUGCAAAUGGAAAACAACGUUUCUUCUACGGGCAACACUCUAUACAAAUAUUCGAGAGAUGAACUUCUUAAACUAAAAGAAACGCAAGAGAAGACGCCAAUAGCCGAUGAAACUGAAGCCAUCUUAUCUGAUAAGAGAUUACAUCGCAUACAACUAGAAUUCGAUGCCAGCCGCAAUAGCUUCGUAAUUGCGAAUCAGAUCAAAAUGGAAGGAAUACAAUUUGAUCAAACACUUCUCAUUUUCGAUGUGAUUAUCAACUACGAUAUAGAGACAAAGCUGAUAGUGAAAUGGUGGCGUCCACAACGUGGCGGAUUACGAGUGGUUUCGAUCACGGCUGAUCAGGAUGGUCGAUUGAUUGCAAAUGAGGAAGAUAUGGCCUUCAACAUUGAUCCAACCACGAGCCAUUUGUCGAUCGAAAAGACCAAGAAGCUUGCGGUCACGCUUCGAAACCUUCGAGCUGAGAAGUUGCUCCCGGAACUGCGUGACGACAAAAAACAUGUGAUUUUCGAGUUCGAACUGAACAUCGGUGGCAAACAGGAAACUUUUUGGCUUCGUUUUUAUUACAACGGGCUUCUGAACCCAAUAUUCACCAAGAAAACGCCAAGCGAUCAUGAGCACUAC
Molecule: messenger RNA, 639 nt
Organism: Mesorhabditis belari
Lineage: Eukaryota; Metazoa; Nematoda; Chromadorea; Rhabditida; Rhabditidae
Source: the annotation of a GenBank genome assembly